ACCAAGAGGGAGUGGCUAUGAUGUUCAUCAUCAAUUUUGAAUAUGUGACAGAUGAAGAAAAUGCUGCCUCCCCAGAGAGGGCUAACCCAAUAUUACCAGUCAAAAGUGUAAACCGGAAACUUUUUGGGUUCAAGUUCCCUGGCCUGCGUGUUCUCACUUACAGAAAGCAAUCUUUACCUCAAGAAGACCCCGACGUGGUAGUAAUCGAUUCCUCUAAACAUAGUGAUGAUUCGGUAGCCAUGAAGCACUUUAAGUCUCCUACAAAAGAAAGCUGCAGCCCCUCUGAAGCAGAUGAUACAAAAGCCUUGAUACAGUCCAGCAAAUGUUCUCCCCUGGUGAAUAUAUCUGGACCUCUUGACCAUUCCUCUCCCAAAAGGCAAUGGGACAGACUGUACCCUGACAUGCUGCAGUCAAGUUCCCAGCUGACUCAUUCCAGGUCAAAGGAAAGCCUUUGUAGCAUACGGAGGGCUUCUUCAGUUCAUGACAUUGAAGGAUUCAGCAUCCACCCCAAGAACGUAUUUAGAGACCGACAUGCCAGUGAAGACAAUGGUCGCAAUGUCAAAGGGCCUUUUAAUCAUAUCAAGUCAAGCCUCCUGGGAUCCACAUCGGAUUCAAACCUCAACAAAUACAGCACCAUUAACAAGAUUCCACAGCUCACACUGAAUUUUUCAGAUGUCAAAACUGAAAAAAAGAAUACAUCUCCUCCUUCUUCUGAUAAAACCAUUAUUGCACCCAAGGUUAAAGAUCGAACACACAAUGUGACAGAGAAAGUUACCCAGGUUCUCUCUUUAGGAGCAGAUGUUCUGCCAGAAUAUAAACUGCAGACGCCACGCAUCAACAAGUUUACGAUAUUGCACUACAGUCCUUUCAAGGCAGUCUGGGAUUGGCUUAUUCUGCUUUUGGUUAUAUACACGGCUAUAUUCACCCCUUACUCUGCUGCCUUUCUCCUCAAUGACAGAGAAGAACAGAAAAGACGAGAAUGUGGCUAUUCUUGUAGCCCUUUGAAUGUGGUAGACUUGAUUGUGGACAUUAUGUUUAUCAUAGAUAUUCUAAUAAACUUCAGAACAACAUAUGUAAAUCAGAAUGAAGAAGUGGUAAGUGAUCCGGCCAAAAUAGCAAUACACUACUUCAAAGGCUGGUUCCUGAUUGACAUGGUUGCAGCAAUUCCUUUUGACUUGCUGAUUUUUGGAUCUGGUUCUGAUGAGACAACAACAUUAAUUGGGCUUUUGAAGACAGCUCGGCUCCUUCGUCUAGUGAGAGUGGCCAGGAAACUUGAUCGCUACUCAGAAUAUGGCGCCGCUGUUCUAAUGCUCUUAAUGUGCAUCUUUGCCCUGAUCGCCCACUGGCUGGCUUGCAUUUGGUAUGCAAUUGGGAAUGUAGAAAGGCCCUACCUGACCGACAAAAUCGGAUGGUUGGAUUCUUUAGGACAACAAAUUGGGAAACGUUAUAAUGACAGUGACUCAAGUUCUGGACCAUCCAUCAAAGACAAAUACGUCACAGCCCUUUACUUUACCUUCAGCAGUUUAACCAGUGUAGGAUUUGGGAAUGUAUCUCCUAACACCAAUUCGGAGAAAAUCUUUUCAAUUUGUGUCAUGUUGAUCGGCUCACUAAUGUAUGCAAGCAUUUUUGGGAAUGUAUCUGCAAUUAUCCAAAGACUAUACUCGGGGACUGCCAGGUACCACAUGCAGAUGCUGCGAGUAAAAGAGUUCAUUCGCUUUCACCAAAUCCCCAACCCUCUGAGACAACGACUAGAAGAAUAUUUUCAGCACGCAUGGACUUACACCAAUGGCAUAGACAUGAACAUGGUCCUAAAGGGUUUCCCAGAAUGUUUACAAGCAGACAUUUGCCUACAUCUCAACCAGACGUUACUGCAAAACUGCAAAGCCUUUCGGGGGGCAAGUAAAGGUUGCCUUAGAGCUUUGGCAAUGAAGUUCAAGACCACCCAUGCACCUCCAGGAGACACCCUGGUGCAUUGUGGGGAUGUCCUCACUGCACUUUAUUUCUUAUCCAGAGGCUCCAUCGAAAUCCUUAAAGAUGACAUUGUGGUAGCUAUUUUGGGAAAAAAUGACAUAUUUGGAGAAAUGGUUCAUCUUUACGCCAAACCUGGAAAGUCUAAUGCAGAUGUCAGAGCUCUCACAUACUGUGACUUGCAUAAAAUCCAGAGAGAAGAUCUGUUAGAAGUUUUGGAUAUGUAUCCUGAGUUUUCUGAUCAUUUUCUAACAAACCUGGAGUUGACUUUCAACCUAAGGCAUGAAAGUGCAAAGGCUGAUCUCUUACUACGAUCACAAUCUAUGAAUGAUUCUGAAGGAGACAACUGUAAACUACGAAGAAGGAAAUUAUCAUUUGAUAGUGAAGGAGAGAAAGAUUUUGGCAAAGAAAAUAGCACAAAUGAUCCUGAAGAUUCUGCGGAUACCAUAAGACAUUAUCAGAGUUCCAGAAAACACUUUGAAGAGAAAAAAAGCAGAUCUUCAUCAUUUAUCUCCUCCAUUGAUGAUGAACAAAAGCCUCUCUUCUCAGGAAUAGUAGAUUCUCCACCUGGAAUAGGAAAAGCAACUAGACUCAAUUUUGAAGAAACAGUGCCCACCUCAGGAAGAAUUCACAUAGAUAAAAGAAGUCAGUCUUGCAAAGACAUCGCUGACACCAGGAGCUGGGAAAGAGAAAAUGCCCAGACUCAGGCUGAGGAGUCCAGCCCAUCAGCACUUCAGAGAGCUGCCUGGGGGAUCUCUGAAACAGAAAGUGACCUCACAUAUGGUGAAGUGGAGCAAAGAUUAGAUUUGCUUCAAGAGCAACUUAACAGACUGGAAUCCCAAAUGACUGCUGACAUCCAGACCAUCCUACAGUUGCUGCAGAAACAAACCACUGUGGUGCCCCCAGCCUACAGCAUGGUGACGGCAGGAGUGGAGUACCAGAGACCCGUCAUCCGCCUGAUGAGAACCAGUCAUCCUGUAGCUUCCAUCAAGACUGAUCGAAGCUUCAGUCCUUCCUCACAAUGUCCUGAAUUUCUAGACCUUGAAAAAUCUAAACUUAAGUCCAAAGAAUCCCUCUCAAGUGGGGUGCAUCUGAACACAGCUUCGGAAAACAACUUGACUUCACUUUUAAAACAAGACAGUGAUCUCUCUUUAGAGCUUCACCCUCGGCAAAAAAAAACUUACCUUCAUCCAAUUAGGCAUCCUUCUUUGACGGAGUCCUCCCUAAGCACUGUAGGAAUCUUGGGUCUUCAUAGGCAUGUUUCUGAUCCUGGUCUUCCCGGGAAAUAAUCAUUUUGUACUAUUCACUCCACAUACAAUGUAAGUGCUUUUAAUGGCUGUUUUCCUUUUUCUAUUUAAAUCCUCUCUACUUGACUC
Condylura cristata (star-nosed mole) is the source of this 3344-nucleotide messenger RNA. RefSeq names its product potassium voltage-gated channel subfamily H member 7. The coding region runs from base 18 to 3257 and encodes 1079 amino acids. The record is from RefSeq and is a predicted model, not a curated record. The transcript has 14 exons. Gene Ontology annotation, biological process: membrane repolarization during action potential; potassium ion transmembrane transport. Lineage: Eukaryota; Metazoa; Chordata; Mammalia; Eulipotyphla; Talpidae. Gene Ontology annotation, cellular component: membrane. Gene Ontology annotation, molecular function: inward rectifier potassium channel activity.